Messenger RNA from Xiphophorus couchianus (Monterrey platyfish), 2163 nucleotides. It is a transcript of the gene srp54, whose product is annotated as signal recognition particle 54. Gene Ontology annotation, molecular function: GTP binding; endoplasmic reticulum signal sequence receptor activity; GTPase activity. The transcript has 17 exons. Gene Ontology annotation, cellular component: signal recognition particle, endoplasmic reticulum targeting; cytosol. Bases 250 to 1764 code for a protein of 504 amino acids. Gene Ontology annotation, biological process: SRP-dependent cotranslational protein targeting to membrane; SRP-dependent cotranslational protein targeting to membrane, translocation. Lineage: Eukaryota; Metazoa; Chordata; Actinopteri; Cyprinodontiformes; Poeciliidae. The record is from RefSeq and is a predicted model, not a curated record.
UAAGCGGCGCUACUACACCCACAAACUGAAUAUAAACAACCCAUGAUGACGCAGGACUUCCGGUUAAGUACAGUUUAUAUGACGCUUCUCUGGUGGAGUUUGGGAACGGCUACGUUUACAUUGUAGCGUCGAGCGCUCGAAGCUGUGGCUGUGGGAAGCAGCAGUCUCCUGACUCACUGAGGGUUCUUACCUGGGGGUCCCCCCUCCACAACACACACUCAUCCCGACAGUUUACUUCAGAGUGCCAUCAUGGUGCUGGCCGACCUGGGAAGGAAGAUCACCUCGGCGCUGAGGUCACUCAGCAACGCCACCAUCAUCAAUGAAGAGGUGUUGAACGCCAUGUUGAAGGAGGUGUGUGCUGCUCUCCUGGAGGCAGACGUUAACAUCAAACUGGUCAAACAACUGAGGGAAAACGUCAAGUCCGCCAUAGACCUGGAGGAGAUGGCCUCAGGCCUGAACAAGAGGAGGAUGAUCCAACACGCUGUGUUCAAGGAGCUGGUGAAGCUGGUCGAUCCCGGCGUGAAGGCCUGGACUCCGACUAAAGGCAAGAACAACGUCAUCAUGUUUGUUGGUCUGCAAGGCAGUGGCAAAACUACAACCUGCUCCAAGCUCGCUUAUUAUUACCAGAGAAAAGGCUGGAAGACCUGCCUGAUCUGCGCCGACACCUUCAGAGCAGGUGCCUUUGAUCAGCUCAAACAAAACGCCACCAAAGCCAGAAUACCUUUUUAUGGCAGUUACACUGAGAUGGAUCCUGUGGUGAUCGCUGCAGAAGGCGUCGAGAAAUUCAAAGGCGAAAACUUUGAGAUCAUCAUUGUGGACACAAGUGGCAGACACAAACAGGAGGAUUCACUGUUUGAGGAGAUGCUGCAAGUCUCCAACGCAGUGCAACCUGAUAACAUUGUGUACGUGAUGGAUGCUUCCAUCGGUCAGGCCUGCGAAGCCCAGGCUAAAGCUUUCAAAGACAAAGUGGACGUAGCGUCGGUCAUCGUCACAAAGCUAGAUGGACACGCCAAAGGAGGCGGAGCUUUGAGCGCUGUGGCGGCCACAAGGAGUCCCAUCAUCUUCAUCGGAACAGGGGAACACAUCGACGACUUCGAGCCGUUUAAGACUCAGCCUUUCAUCAGCAAACUGCUGGGAAUGGGUGAUAUUGAAGGACUGAUCGACAGAGUGAACGAGCUAAAGCUGGAUGACAACGAGGAGCUGAUAGACAAACUGAAACAUGGUCAGUUCACGCUCAGGGACAUGUACGAGCAGUUCCAGAACAUCAUGAAGAUGGGGCCCUUCGGACAAAUUAUGGGUAUGAUUCCCGGUUUUGGUACAGAUUUCAUGAGUAAAGGAAACGAACAGGAAUCAAUGGCCAGAUUGAAGAAACUCAUGACCAUCAUGGACAGCAUGAAUGACCAGGAACUGGACAGUAAAGAUGGGGCGAAGCUGUUCAGUAAGCAGCCCAACCGGAUUCAGAGAGUGGCCCGUGGAUCUGGAGUUGCCACCAGAGACGUUCAGGAGUUACUCACUCAGUACACUAAGUUUGCUCAGAUGGUGAAGAAGAUGGGAGGCAUCAAAGGACUAUUCAAAGGAGGAGACAUGUCCAAAAACGUGAACCCAUCUCAGAUGGCCAAACUGAACCAGCAGAUGGCCAAAAUGAUGGACCCUCGGGUCCUGCAUCAUAUGGGGGGCAUGGCUGGCCUUCAGUCCAUGAUGCGUCAGUUCCAGCAAGGAGCUGCCGGCAACAUGAAAGGCAUGAUGGGAUUUAACAACAUGUGACCUCCCACCCAGCUGAUGCCUUAAUACAGAAGAGGAAACUCUUCUCCUCCUUGCAGGUGGAGGAGGUGGGGCAAACCCUGUCUUUUGCUGCUUUGCACCAACAAAUAAAAUACAGUUUGUCCUUCAAGAAAAACAUUGAAGGUAAAUUGUGAGUAUAAAGGAGUAGUUGAACUUUUCAGCAAAUGUUUUUGUUUGUCAGAGAAACCUCUGGAAUGCUCCUCGGUCUUGUGGAAGAUGAGCUGAUGAUUAACGGGCCUCAUUACCUUUGGUUGGUAAAAAUGUUUCCAUGUAAAAUUAAAACAUAGUUUGAACCAUUACAGGAGUAAAUGGCACAGGAUGAAAUUGAGUAGUGACAGUGUUUUUGUCAUAAUAAAAAAAAUUUUAUUGCAUCAUUUUAAA